Molecule: messenger RNA, 3438 nt
Organism: Rattus rattus (black rat)
Lineage: Eukaryota; Metazoa; Chordata; Mammalia; Rodentia; Muridae
Gene: Tmem63a
Product: transmembrane protein 63A
Cellular component (GO): plasma membrane
Molecular function (GO): nucleic acid binding; calcium-activated cation channel activity
Source: RefSeq, a predicted model, not a curated record
GGGACGAGCUGCCACGGCAAAGAAACCGGAUCCGACCACAACUUACCCAGACCCGAUAAGCCUGGCUACCUGACACCUCGGGUGAGGUGGAGUUGUUGUCUUUCAGCCCCAACCAGGGGCCAACAGCUGUAGGGACUUUUGUAAAAGGCCUGGGAACAUCUUUUCUGUCCCGAAGCUCUGAUUGGGUCCCAGGGCCUGCCCCGUUGAGAGUUUGGGGUGCAAAUGAGAAGAUGGUGGGGUGCUGAGCAUUUGUUUGCAUGUGGAGAGAAGACAUAAUGACCAGCUCCCCAUUCCUGGAUCCCUGGCCAUCCAAGGCUGUAUCUAUCCGUGAGCGUCUGGGUCUUGGGGACCGUCCCAAUGACUCCUAUUGCUACAACUCAGCCAAAAACAGCACUGUGCUCCAAGGGGUCACCUUUGGAGGCAUCCCCACUGUCCUGCUCCUAGAUGUUGGUUGCUUUCUGAUUUUAAUACUGGUGUUUUCCAUCAUAAGGAGAAAAUUCUGGGAUUAUGGCCGCAUAGCCCUGGUAUCAGAAGCAGGCAGUGAGGCCAGAUUCCGGAGACUGUCAUCUUCUUCCUCAGGGCAACAAGACUUUGAAAGUGAACUGGGAUGCUGCUCUUGGCUAUCGGCCAUCUUCCGCCUACAUGAUGACCAGAUCCUGGAGUGGUGUGGAGAAGAUGCCAUCCACUACCUGUCCUUCCAGAGACACAUCAUCUUUCUGCUGGUGGUGGUCAGCGUCUUGUCCCUGUGCGUCAUCUUGCCUGUCAACCUCUCAGGAGACUUGCUAGAUAAGGACCCUUACAGCGGGAGGACAACAAUAGCAAACCUGCAGACAGACAAUGACCUCCUCUGGCUGCACACUGUCUUCUCCGUCAUCUACCUCUUCCUCACCGUGGGCUUUAUGUGGCACCACACGCGGUCCAUCAGAUACAAAGAGGAGAGUCUGGUGAGACAGACCUUGUUCAUCACAGGACUCCCCAGAGAAGCCAGAAAGGAGACCGUGGAGAGUCACUUCCGGGAUGCGUAUCCCACAUGUGAGGUGGUGGACGUCCAGCUGUGCUACAGCGUGGCUAAGCUGAUAAACCUGUGCAAAGAGAGGAAGAAGACCGAGAAGAGCCUUACCUAUUACACAAACCUGCAGGUGAAGACAGGCCGACGGACCCUCAUCAACCCCAAGCCUUGUGGCCAGUUCUGCUGCUGUGAAGUACAGGGCUGUGAGCGGGAAGAUGCUAUUUCUUACUACACUCGAAUGAACGACAGCCUGACCGAGAGAAUUACAGCGGAAGAGUGCCGGGUCCAGGACCAGCCCCUAGGAAUGGCCUUUGUCACCUUCCGUGAGAAGUCCAUGGCUACCUUCAUACUGAAAGACUUCAACGCCUGCAAGUGCCAGGGCCUCAGGUGUAAAGAACCCCAGCCAUCCUCCUACAGCAGAGAGCUCUGCGUCUCCAAGUGGUCGGUCACCUUUGCCUCCUAUCCUGAGGACAUCUGCUGGAAGAACCUCUCCAUCCAGGGUGUGCGCUGGUGGCUCCAGUGCCUGGGCAUCAACUUCUCCCUGUUUGUGGUGCUGUUUUUCCUGACCACACCUUCCAUUAUUAUGUCUACCAUGGACAAGUUCAACGUCACCAAACCCAUCCAUGCACUGAGCAACCCCGUCAUCAGCCAGUUCUUCCCCACACUCCUGCUGUGGUCCUUCUCCGCACUGCUCCCAACUAUUGUGUACUACUCCACGCUGCUGGAGUCUCACUGGACGAGGUCAGGGGAAAACCGGAUCAUGGUGUCGAAGGUCUACAUAUUCUUGAUCUUCAUGGUGCUGAUUCUGCCCUCCCUCGGUCUCACCAGCUUGGAUUUCUUCUUCCGGUGGCUCUUUGACAAAACUUCCUCCGAUACCUCCAUCAGACUAGAGUGUGUCUUCCUGCCGGACCAGGGUGCCUUCUUUGUGAACUACGUCAUCGCCUCAGCCUUCAUCGGCAGCGGCAUGGAGCUGCUGCGGCUGCCCGGCCUCAUCCUCUAUACCUUCCGCAUGAUCAUGGCCAAGACGGCCGCUGACCGCAGGAAUGUUAAGCAGAACCAGGCCUUUGAAUACGAGUUUGGAGCCAUGUAUGCAUGGAUGCUGUGCGUCUUCACCGUCAUCAUGGCUUACAGCAUCACCUGCCCCAUCAUCGUGCCCUUUGGCCUCAUCUACAUCCUGCUGAAGCACAUGGUGGACCGGCAUAACCUGUACUUUGCUUACCUCCCGGCCAAGCUGGAGAAGAGGAUCCACUUUGCUGCCGUGAACCAGGCCUUGGCUGCUCCCAUCCUCUGCCUCUUCUGGCUUUUCUUUUUCUCCUUCCUCCGUCUGGGUCUGACGGCCCCUGCUACUCUGUUCACUUUCCUGGUGGUUCUGCUUACCAUCCUGGCCUGCCUGCUCUACACCUGCUUUGGAUGCUUCAAGCACCUCAGCCCAUGGAACUACAAGACGGAGGAACCAGUUGGUGACAAAAGAAAUGAAGCUGAGGCCCCCGCGCCCCCGCCAUUCACACCCUAUGUGCCUCGGAUUCUGAACGGUCUGACCUCAGAGAGGACAGCACUGUCCCCACAGCAGCAGCAGACCUACGGUGCCAUCCGUAACAUCAGUGGGACUCUGCCUGGACAGCUCGUGGCUCAAGAUCCUAGUGACACUGUGGCUGGUGCCUACCAGGAAUCCUAAGAAUGGGCAAACUGGAGCAAGCCGGUCUGGCAGGCUGGGAGCACCUAGGAAUACUGAGGGACACUAGGGGCUAGUGCCCCAGUCAGGUUCUUGAGGUUUUUGCUGUUUAAGGCUCCUGCCUUGUGAGAAGUGGGAACCAGCAGGUCUUGGGACUUAGGUCCUUGACUGAGGGUAUACCGUGUGACUGCAGUCCCUAAGCGCCAUCUGUAGGUUUCUUUUCUGUUCCCAGUGUGGGGAACAUUUGCAGCUCCCUCCUGUGGUCAUCUGAGGAAAUGCACUUUUGUUCCCACAUCCACUGCUAGGGAUGAUAUGCAGUGGACAUGACGUCCCUAGUGGUUUGCAGCCAAGGUCAUGUGUUGGAAUUUUGCCCUUAGAGUGAUCGUAUCUGGAGACUACUGGUUGAUGGAGAGGUGCGUCCAGGGAAGACUUGGUCCCUCUGAGUCCUGGAGCUUAGCCUUCUGCAAGCCCUGCAGCGGUUGGGUCUGAGAUGGCGCCCACGUGACUCCGGGAUCCGUGGAUUUGCUGUAGGGUCCAGGAAUAUCUUGUUCUUGUUGAGGGCAGCAGGGCAGCAGGCUACGGCCCACGGGCUUUGUAGCCGCCUCUGCUCCUGCUGUGCUUCUGGGUUUUUGUAUCAUGUUGCCUGAGAUUCUGUGAUGGGGUCAGCAGACAGGGACACUAAUAAAGCACCCACUGGGCUGGCCGUGAGACCCCACCGCUCGUGCCUCUCCCAGGUUAAUGUACGGUUUUCCAUGUC